AUGCUAAAUGCUAAAAAAAUCGCAGUUCUGCUCCGCCACAGAAUAUACAAAAAUAAUCACCUGUACGUUCAUGCAAAUGUAAAUGCUAAUGUUAAAUUUAACAAUAUUUGCAAUUGGAAUAAAGUAAACAAGACAUAUAUUAACACGUUGAAGAAUUUCUUGGAUGUACUAGAAUUUGAGGAGGGGGGAGAAAAUGAAACUGAAUAUAAACGCAUUGAUGAAUUAAGCAAAUAUAUAGAGGUUGUUAAAAUUAAUAAUCAGCCAAUUAAUAAGAGCAAAUAUUAUGGCUUGGAUUUCGAAAAUGAAGGUAACUUUUUUAAUGAAAAAGGAGAUAUAAAAUUGUGUCCUGAACAAGUCAGGCAAAAUGGUAAUGAAAAAAAAAAAAAAAGUUUUAUUAAGGAAUACAUUCAUGUACCUCCUUUUGUAUUAACAAAAUUAUGUGAAUAUGCAUUUAAAGAAAUAUUAUUUUUUUUAAAUAAGAAACAUUUAAAGCAGUUGCAAAAUAUAUUAAAUGAUAACAAAUCAAGUAAAAAUGAUAAAUAUGUAGCGAUAACGUUAAUUAAAAAUGCUGUCAUAAGUUCUGAGCAAUAUCUACCAGGAUGUCAAGACACAGGUACAGCAAUUAUUUUGGCAAAAAAAGAUGAAGAAAUAGUGACAACAUAUGAACAUAAAUAUCUCACAUUAGGGGUCUACAAUGCCUAUAAAAAUAACCACUUUCGGUAUAGUCAGCUUUCCCCUGUGGACAUGUUCAACGAGGUCAAUACGAAGAACAAUCUGCCCUGUCAAAUAGAAAUAUACAGUAAUGUGAGGGAGGAAAGCAAAGAUAAGCAGCAAGAUAAGCAGCACGAUGAGCAGCAAGAUAAGCAGCAUGAUGAGCAGCGAGAGGGACAGCACAACGAGAUGGGCGAAAUUAAAAAGCCGCUCAAGGGUAAGGCCCAGAGCGGUGGACCAAAAUUUGAAUUAAUUUUUAUUGCGAAAGGAGGGGGAAGCGCAAACAAAACUUUCCUUUUUCAACAGACAAAAAGUAUAUUGCAUGAAGAAAAACUGUACGAUUUUUUGUUAGAUAAGAUAAAAGAAAUAGGUACAUCGGCUUGUCCUCCAUAUCAUUUAGCAAUAGUUAUUGGUGGUUUGUCAGCAGAAAUGAAUUUAAAAGUAGUCAAGUUAGCAACGUGUCGUUAUUUAGAUAAUUUGAAAAAAGAAGGAGGUGUAUAUGGGAAAGGAUUUAGAGAUAUAAAAAGUGAAAAGAUUAUUUUAGAUAAGGCUCAAGGUUUAGGUAUAGGGGCUCAGUUUGGUGGUAAGUAUUUUGUACAUGAUGUCAGAGUAAUUAGACUACCUAGGCAUUCUGCUUCAUGUCCUAUAGGUAUUGGUGUUUCAUGCUCAGCAGAUAGACAAAUUAAAUGUAUUAUAAAUAAAAAUGGAGUAUUUAUGGAAGCAUUAGAACAUGAACCUAUAAAAUUUUUACCGGAAAUAACUUUCAAAGAUUUAAAUAAAAAUGAAGGAAUAAAAAUAGAUUUAAAUCAAAACAUGAAUGAAAUAUUAUAUACCAUUUCUAAGUAUCCUGUGUCAACCUUAUUAUUGUUAACAGGUAAAUUAGUAGUAGCAAGAGAUACAGUUCACAAACUAAUAGUAGAUAGAUUUCUUAAUGAAAAUAUACCCAUACCAGAUUACUUUAAAAAUUAUCCUAUUUAUUAUGCUGGUCCUGCCAAAACACCUGACAGUUAUGCUAGUGGUUCAUUUGGACCAACAACAGCAGGUCGGAUGGAUGCUUAUGCUGAAGUUCUUAUGAAAAAUAAAGCAUCUCUAAUAUCAUUGGCAAAAGGUAAUAGAUCUGCUGUAGUUAGAAAUGCAUGUAAAAAAUAUAAUGGAUUUUAUUUAGGUAGUAUUGGAGGUCCAGGUGCAAUAAUAGCUAAAAAUAAUAUUAAAAAAGUAGAGAUCAUAGAUUUUCCACAUCUUGGUAUGGAGGCAGUGCACUUAAUAGAUGUCGUUGAUUUCCCUGCAUUUAUUGUUAUAGACAACAAGGGAAACGACUUUUAUAAUAAGUGGCUACCUUCAUAG
This is a messenger RNA of Plasmodium malariae, 2055 nucleotides long. RefSeq names its product fumarate hydratase, putative (gene FH). Lineage: Eukaryota; Apicomplexa; Aconoidasida; Haemosporida; Plasmodiidae. The coding region runs from base 1 to 2055 and encodes 684 amino acids. The transcript has a single exon. The record is from RefSeq and is a predicted model, not a curated record. Gene Ontology annotation, molecular function: hydro-lyase activity.